This is a messenger RNA of Apodemus sylvaticus (European woodmouse), 474 nucleotides long. Its product is annotated as beta-microseminoprotein-like. NCBI's taxonomy places the organism in Eukaryota, Metazoa, Chordata, Mammalia, Rodentia, Muridae. The transcript has 4 exons. The record is from RefSeq and is a predicted model, not a curated record. Bases 1 to 474 code for a protein of 157 amino acids.
AUGUGCAAUUUGCUACUUGGGGACUGUGGAUUCCAAACCCUCUUCAGAGCAGAAGGGUGGCUGGCCCUGGAGGUUCUGUAUCCCAGUGCCUACAUCCAAAGUUCCUGGUCACAUGGCCUUGUGUUCACUCUGAAGAAAGCUUGGCUGGGUAGCCUCCUAUUCCUUGCCACCCUGGUCGUAGCAUGCAAAGCACAAUGCACUAUAGAAAAGCUUCAGAGACUUCCAAACCAAACAUCUGAUGAAUGCAUUGAUGCUGAUGGUGACAAGCAUUUCCUCAACACUACCUGGAAGAAGAAGUGUGCAAGGUGUUCCUGUGACAAAAACUCAAUCAGCUGCUGUAGCAUCAUUGCUAGGCCUGUGGGCUAUGACAAAGAAAAGUGUGAGAAACAUUUCUACCCAGAGAACUGCACCUAUAGAGUGGUGGAACAGAAGAACCCAGGAAAGACCUGUCGAGUCAAUGGCUGGAUAAUGUAA